UGCAGCGCUGCGGGUCCAGAGAGAUGCUCCAGCUGCUGCCCUGCGGGGACCCCUCCUGCUGCACCCUGCUGCUCUGCCAUCGCACCGACACCGCCCUCAGCGAGCUCAAGGUGGCGUGUGAGAGCGCGGAGCACGUCCUGAGACAGACGCUGAAGGAGCCCUGGGCCCUGCUGGGAGGAGGGUGCACCGAAACACACCUGAGCGCCUACAUCAGAUACCAGGUACACCGCGCGUCCGACGCCGCUGCCGAGCUGCACUGCACGCGCUCAGACUACCUCCUGGCGGCCGAGGCCUUCCGGCGCUCGCUGGUCGCCGUGGCGACGGCGCUGGAGCACGACGGCGGGGCGCGGCUGGUGGACCUGUCCCACGGACACUGCUGGGCCGUCGCUGAGGGAGCGGCCCCCGCGGGCCCCUGGAGGGACGUGCUGGGGCCCUGCGGGUGUGGGGCCACCCCCCCCCGGGGAGGGCUGGAGUGGAGCCCUCUCAGCACGGAGCACCCCGCCUUCUCACCGGCGCCCCCUGUGGCCACAGACGGCACUGACGCCCAGCCGCGAGUGCUCGACUCGUUUCCCGCCAAGCGCAACGCUCUGCAGGUCGCCGUGGAGACAGCCAAUCUCAUCCUGGACCUGAAGUACAUCGUCCAGGAUGUCAACUGA
Messenger RNA from Conger conger (European conger), 656 nucleotides. RefSeq names its product molecular chaperone MKKS-like. Bases 24 to 656 code for a protein of 210 amino acids. The transcript is spliced from 3 exons. NCBI's taxonomy places the organism in Eukaryota, Metazoa, Chordata, Actinopteri, Anguilliformes, Congridae. Gene Ontology annotation, molecular function: ATP binding. The record is from RefSeq and is a predicted model, not a curated record. Gene Ontology annotation, cellular component: kinociliary basal body; cytoplasm; nucleus. Gene Ontology annotation, biological process: cilium assembly; intracellular transport; protein folding.